AUGCCUCUAGCCAUUUGUUUGCAGCACCGAGUAGAAUCCGAAGAAAAGGCCGAAAAGCUUAGAGGUCUCCUGAACGAUGUCGCAAGGGUUACAUUUUUGAAUGAGCCGGACAACCGAGCAUAUUGCUGGUUUAAAAAGUCUUCUCACAGCACACUGGAAGGAUCCUGGAUCGGUGGCUUCGAACUGUACAAUAAUGAAGCAGCGUUGACGACUGUUCACAGAAACAGCUCAGAGUAUCAAGCAAUGCGAAAAGCAUCUGCAGAGGAACAGCUGUGGGGCAAUAUCUACCCGGAGAUCAUCUUCCUAGAGCCAUUGGAUGAUGACUCUGGCUUUGUGCUGAAUAAAGAAGACUCUAGGUCCUCAUUGUUCUUCGAGGAAUCUCGGUCGGCCUUUGUUGUGAUCACCAGGUUCCAAGUCGAAGACAAUUAUCACAGAGAUCUACUACAUCAAACACUUUCUGACUUGAGUGGAAGCCUCCGCUUGAAACACGAUGUCGUCUCAUAUCUUCCACUGGUUCGUCAAGACGGGGAAAAAAGCCUUACGGUGACUGUCUUCGAGCAGUACAGAUCUGAAGAAGCCUACCAUUCCCUCACAGGGAAUCUGCAGCCGCUAAAGUCUGCACUCGAAAGUCCCAAGUGGAAGGUGGAUAUCACAACCUGGAGCGAUGGCAUAGGACAUAUCAGGGGAACGGAACCAUCAAAGCCACCAAAGGGUCUGCAAUCAGAAGCCAAGCCAGCUUCUUCAGCCAGGGCUUAG
Molecule: messenger RNA, 756 nt
Organism: Exophiala oligosperma
Lineage: Eukaryota; Fungi; Ascomycota; Eurotiomycetes; Chaetothyriales; Herpotrichiellaceae
Exons: 4
Coding region: 1-756 (251 amino acids)
Source: RefSeq, a predicted model, not a curated record